Molossus molossus (Pallas's mastiff bat) is the source of this 3203-nucleotide messenger RNA. It is a transcript of the gene LARP1B, whose product is annotated as La ribonucleoprotein 1B. The coding region runs from base 180 to 2927 and encodes 915 amino acids. Lineage: Eukaryota; Metazoa; Chordata; Mammalia; Chiroptera; Molossidae. Gene Ontology annotation, molecular function: RNA cap binding. The record is from RefSeq and is a predicted model, not a curated record. Gene Ontology annotation, cellular component: cytosol; cytoplasmic stress granule. Gene Ontology annotation, biological process: positive regulation of translation; mRNA stabilization. The transcript has 19 exons.
CGUCCCUGCCGCCGAAGGAGAACCCUUGGACCAAGAAGCCGCCUCCGCACCUGUCACCGGCCGGGUCGGAGCCGCCGUCCCCUCUGGAUUCCCUGGAAGCAGAGCUCAGUUCCCCAAAAAUUAUAAAAGCAGGAAAACUCAAGACAAAGAAAUCCAACAAGGCUAGUGAUUUCAGCGAUAUGGCAAAUUGGCCAACACCAAGUGAAUUAGUGAACACUGAAUGUCAGAGUGUCAUCAACCAAGGAAAUAAGAAGCUACAAAAUAAAAAAGAAAGAGAAGACAAAUUUGAAAAGAGAAGUAACAGUGAGAGCAAAGAAAGCCGGGAAACAAAAUUAGAUGGUCCUGGUGAAAAUGUCAGUGAGGAUGAAGCUCAGUCAAGUAAUCAACGAAAGAAAGCUAAUAAGCACAAGUGGGUACCACUCCACUUAAAUGAUGUAAGACCAGAUAGUCAAGAAAGACCAGGAUCCCGGAACAGCUCAAGAUGUCAACCUGAAACAAACAAAUCAUCACAUAACAGUAGGAGAAAUGAUACACGAAGUUGGAGACGUGAUAGAGAGAAGAGAGAUGACCAAGAUGAAGUCUCCAGUGUGAGAAGCGAAGGUGGUAACAUCCGAGGUUCCUCUCGAGGCCGAGGAAGAGGCCGAGGGCGGGGAAGAGGAAGAGGCAGAGGAAAUGCUCGAUUGAACUUUGAUUAUUCAUAUGGUUAUCGAGAACACGGUGAAAGGACUGAUCAGCCAUUUCAGACCGAACUUAAUACCAGUAUGAUGUAUUACUACGAUGAUGGUACAGGAGUACAGGUAUAUCCUGUGGAAGAAGCAUUGCUUAAAGAGUAUAUUAAGCGCCAAAUUGAAUAUUACUUCAGUAUAGAAAAUUUGGAACGGGACUUCUUUCUUAGGAGAAAGAUGGAUGAACAAGGUUUCUUGCCCAUUUCCCUGAUUGCUGGUUUCCACCGUGUUCAGGCUCUCACUACAAACCUUAAUCUCAUUCUAGAGGCACUGAAAGAUAGCACAGAAGUGGAAAUUGUGGAUGAGAAAAUGAGAAAAAAGAUAGAACCAGAAAAAUGGCCAAUUCCAGGCCCUCCUCCACAUAGGGUGCCACAGACAGACUUCUCUCAACUGAUUGACUGCCCAGAGUUUGUGCCCGGCCAGGCCUUUUACUCACACACAGAGUCAGCCCCUAAUUCUCCAAGAAUUGGAAGUCCACUGAACCCAAAGAAAAAUACUGAAACAAGUAAUCUUCAAGCAACGUCUAGAGUUCUAUCUACCAGUUUGCCUGACCUGGACUCAGAACCUUGGAUAGGAGUAAAAAAGAGACAUCGUGCAUCCCCAGUGAAAUUGAAGGAGUCAGCAUCUCUACCUGAAGAGGCAUCGAAUCAACUAUAUCCUCCAGAUGAACAAGAACAAGAAGAACUUGAUUUUUUAUUUGAUGAAGAGAUGGAACAAAUAGAAGGACGAAAAAAUACAUUUACUAAUUGGUCUGAUAAUGAUUCAGACUAUGAAAUUGAUGACCAGGAUUUAAACAAGAUUUUGAUUGUAACUCAGACACCACCUUACAUGAGAAAACAUCCUGGAGGAGAUAGAACAGGCAACCACAUGUCUCAGGCACAAAUUACAUCUGAACUUGCUAAAGUCAUCAAUGAUGGCUUAUAUUACUAUGAACAGGAUCUGUGGAUGGAAGAAGACGAAAACACACACACAGCCAUAAAGCAAGAAGCUGAGAACUUUAAGAAGCUAAAUCUCAUUAGUAAAGAGCAGUUUGAAAACCUAACACCUGAACUUCCUUUUGAGCCAAACCAAGAAGUUCCUGUAGCACCUUCACAGUCCAGGCCAGAAAUAUCUUCGGCAGCAAUGGCAUGUUCGCUGCCAGCGGCAGUUCCAGAAUCUCCUAGACUUUAUCCUGCAAGGACACCCAGAACACCUCGAACACCCAGGUUACAAGAUCCAAACAAAACACCAAGAUUUUAUCCUGUGGUCAAAGAACCAAAAGCCAUUGAUAUAAAGAGUCCACGAAAGAGGAAAACAAGACAUAGUACAAAUCCGCCCCUGGAGUGUCAUGUUGGUUGGGUAAUGGAUUCCAGAGAUCAUGGGCCAAGAACAUCCUCUGUCAGUUUGAAGGCUUUCUGCCCCUCCUCACUCAGCAGUUCAAAUACUUCACCUUCGGAAGGCGCACAGCUGGUGGGAAGUUACGGAUGGACUCCUCAUUCGUUCCCGAAGUUUCAGCACCCUUCUCACGAACUUCUGAAGGAAAAUGGCUUCACCCACCAAGUGUACCACAAGUAUCAUCGAAGAUGCCUGAGUGACAGAAAGCGCUUGGGAGUUGGCCGGUCCCAAGAAAUGAAUACCCUCUUUCGCUUCUGGUCCUUUUUCCUCAGAGACCACUUCAAUAAAAAGAUGUACGAGGAAUUUAAACAACUUGCUUGGGAAGAUGCAAAAGAAAACUACAGGUAUGGAUUAGAAUGUCUGUUCAGGUUUUAUAGUUAUGGACUGGAAAAAAAAUUCAGACAAGAAAUUUUUAAGGAUUUCCAAGAAGAAACCAAAAAAGACUACGAAUCUGGUCAGCUGUAUGGAUUAGAAAAGUUUUGGGCUUAUCUAAAAUAUUCUCAAGUUAAGACACAGGCUGUUGACCCAAAACUUCAGGAAUACCUCUGUAGCUUUAAGAGGUUAGAAGACUUCCGCGUUGAUCCCCCUAUUAGUGAGGAAUUUGGAAGAAAAAGACAUUCGUCUACUUCUGGUUCAGAGAGUAAUCGCCAUAGACUUCCAUCUAAUUCCUCCACAAAGUCACUCAAUGCUGCUACUCCUGCACCUGCCAGUCAGCUUCAGGCUCCAGGAAACUCUCCCCGAAGGAACGUGUCGCAGGAGCCCAGUGGCAGUUCGCACCCCCCGAGCGCUGCCUCUGUCUCCACAGACGGUGACACGUCUGAGAAGUAGACGCUCAUGGAAGCUGUUUGCCCUUGAAAUCAACAUUUACAUCGAUAUUCAUUUGGGAAAACCUUCUGAUGUUUGUGAUAAUCAGAAAAAAGAAAAAGGAAGAAAAGUGGUAGCAAUUUUUUUUCAGAGCAAGAUCACUUCUGAAAACGUUUUCCCCGACUUCGUGAACAAGGAUAGUUUUGGUGAUCUAUUACAGAGAUCCUCUAGUAAUGAAUAGGUCUCAGAAGUUCUUUUUCAAAGCCAUUGUUUACAAGAACAGCAUUCCUGAAAUAUAUU